AUGAGCUCCCAAAUGUCCACUCUUACAAUAGACAAAAACAGUGUUUCCAAACAGAAUGAACGACUUUGGGAUCAGAAAGCCACCAUUCUAAUUGAUGGUUCCACGACUACACAGGCUCACACUCCCAAGAGCAAAACAGACAGAAUCUACACUGCUUGGGAGGGGCAGAGUAUCUUGGGUGAGGCAGGGCUGGCCCUUCCCUCCGUGGACACCCAGCUUUCCCACAGGCCCUACAUGUCUGUGGUUUCCCUGCAUGACCAGGUGACCUACCUGGACUCAGUGGAGGACAUGCAAAGGAAGGGCUACUCAGAGCAGGACCUGGAAGCCAUCCUGGACAUCAUGAACCUGCACCACAUCCUGCAGCAGGAGGGAGGUUGGGAGGCUAUGUGUGACUGGAAGGACGUCCCGCCGGGUGGUGAGAAGCAGAGAAUCGGCAUGGCCCGCAUGUUCUACCACAGACCCAAGUACGCCCUCCUGGAUGAAUGCACCAGUGCUGCCAUGAGAAUCGACGUGGAAGGCAAGAUCUUCCAGGCAGCCAAGGACGCAGGCAUUGCCCUGCUCUCCAUCACCCACUGGCCCUCCCUGUGGAAGUACCACACACACUUGCUACAGUUCAAUGGGGAGGGCGGCUGGAAGUUCGAGAAGCUGGGCUCGGCUGCCCGCCUGAGUCUGACAGAGGAGAAGCAGCGGCUGGAGCAGCAGCUGGCGGGCAUUCCCAAGAUGCAGCAGCACCUCCAGGAGCUCUGCCAAAUCCUGGGCGAGGCCGUGGCCCCAGCGCACGUGCCGGCACCUAGCCCACAAGGCCCUGGUGGCCUCCAGGGUGCCUCCACCUGACACCACUCUCCCCAGCCCCUGCCCCGCCCCCAAGCUCGGAUCACAUGAAGGAGACAGCAGCACCCACCUGCGCACGCACCCCGACACUGCAUGCCUGGCCCCUCCUC
This is a messenger RNA of Pan troglodytes (chimpanzee), 941 nucleotides long. Its product is annotated as ATP-binding cassette sub-family D member 1-like. Gene Ontology annotation, biological process: peroxisome organization; fatty acid beta-oxidation; long-chain fatty acid import into peroxisome. NCBI's taxonomy places the organism in Eukaryota, Metazoa, Chordata, Mammalia, Primates, Hominidae. Bases 1 to 834 code for a protein of 277 amino acids. Gene Ontology annotation, molecular function: ATPase-coupled transmembrane transporter activity; long-chain fatty acid transmembrane transporter activity; ATP binding. The transcript is spliced from 6 exons. The record is from RefSeq and is a predicted model, not a curated record. Gene Ontology annotation, cellular component: peroxisomal membrane.